This is a messenger RNA of Melopsittacus undulatus (budgerigar), 1685 nucleotides long. It is a transcript of the gene ARSA, whose product is annotated as arylsulfatase A. The record is from RefSeq and is a predicted model, not a curated record. Gene Ontology annotation, molecular function: arylsulfatase activity. Bases 40 to 1566 code for a protein of 508 amino acids. Lineage: Eukaryota; Metazoa; Chordata; Aves; Psittaciformes; Psittaculidae. The transcript is spliced from 8 exons.
CGUGCUCGGUACCGGCGGUGCCUCCCCGGCGGCAGCGCAAUGGGGCCCGGGGCCCUGCGGCUGCCUCCGGCUAUGGCGGUGUUGGCCCUCCUGGCCCUGCGCGGAGCGGCCGCCGCCGGACCCAACUUCGUCCUGGUGCUGGCGGACGAUCUGGGCUUCGGGGACCUGGGCGGCUACGGGCACCCCUCGUCUGCCACCCCGCACCUGGACGGGAUGGCGGCCCGAGGGCUGCGCUUCACCGACUUCUACAGCAGCUCCCCGGUGUGCAGCCCCUCACGGGCAGCCCUGCUGACCGGCCGGUUCCAGAUGCGCUCCGGGGUGUACCCGGGGGUGUUCAGCCCCGGCUCGCGGGGGGGGCUGCCGCUGUCGGAGGUCACCAUCGCAGAGGUGCUGAAGGCUGCGGGCUAUGCCACAGCCAUGGUUGGCAAGUGGCACCUUGGCCUGGGUGUGAAUGGCUCCUUCCUGCCCAUCCACCAGGGCUUUGACCACUUCCUGGGGAUCCCUUACUCCCAUGACCAGGGCCCCUGCCAGAAUCUCACCUGCUUCCCACCUGACAUCAAGUGUUUUGGUACCUGUGACCAAGGUGUAGUGCCAGUCCCGCUGCUCUGGAACCAGAGCAUCGUGCAGCAGCCGGUCUCUUUCCCUGAUCUGGUGCCGCUCUACAACAAGUUCUCACGGGACUUCAUUGCUGACUGCGCCCGAAAAGGCAUCCCCUUCCUGCUCUACUAUGCCUCCCAUCAUACCCACUACCCCCAGUUUGCAAGCCAGGAGUACACAGGGCAGUCACGGCGUGGGCCAUUUGGAGAUGCACUUGCAGAGUUUGAUGGUUCAGUGGGACAGAUGCUACAGGCACUGCAGGAAAGUGGUGUUGCGAACACAACCUUGGUGUUUUUCACCUCUGACAAUGGCCCUUCCACCUUGCGGAUGGCACGUGGGGGCAGCUCUGGCCUUCUGAAGUGUGGGAAGGGCACAACAUACGAAGGUGGCAUGCGGGAGCCAGCGGUGGCUUAUUGGCCAGGCCGUAUCACUCCAGGAGUGACGCAUGAGCUGGCAAGCACCCUGGACCUCCUGCCAACACUGACUGCCCUGGCUGGAGCAUCUCUUCCCAAAGUUGCCCUGGAUGGCUAUGACCUGAGCCCAGUGCUGUUUGGGUCGGGGAAGAGUCCCCGUCAGACCAUGUUCUUCUACCCGCCAGCCCCUGAUCCAUUGCAUGGUCCCUUCGCUGUCAGGUUUGGGAAGUACAAGGCCCAUUACUUCACACAAGGUUCCUUGCACAGUGAUACAACCCCAGAUGAGGCCUGCCAUGGGCUCACCCCACUGACACCCCACCUGCCCCCACUGCUGUUUGACCUGGAGUCUGACCCAGCUGAGAACUACGACCUGCUGCAGAGUGGUGUGGGGCCAGAGCUGCUGCAGGUCCUGAAGGAGAUCCAACUGCACAAAGUGCUUUUUGAGCAGCGCAUGGAGUUUGGGGAAAGCCAGAUCAGAAAGGGCAGGGAUCCUGCCCUGCAGCCCUGCUGUGUACCAAACUGCACUCCUAAGCCUUCCUGCUGCCACUGCUCCUAACCUCUUGCUGCUCUCCCUCCACACUGGAACGCUAUCCCACACCCACCACUCUUACCCUGAACUGUGUGAAAUUGGGCUGUUCCUCAUGGCACCAUAAAUCCUGUCAAUUUGCUACUGUU